GUUGUAGUAAUUUUCUCCUCAACUUUUCCACCGAAGUUUACUUUCUCAGGACUUGCCAGACGCUUAUGGGAAACUCGGAGCCGCAGCCAUGAAGCUGUGUGGGACUUUUUUAGAAAAUGAAUACCGGGGGAAACUCCUGAACCAGCGCUGGACGCGAGGAGACAAGAUCAGUCGCUGCCGGCCCUCUCUCAGACUGCAGAGCCGACCAAUCAAAAUGAGUUUGGAUACUGAUGACAAGCGCACUCGCUCACGGUCCAAAGCAGGAAAAGUUCCCUCAGAGAUUGUGGGACAGGAGCUGAGCUGCCCUACUCCAGGAUGCAAUGGCUCAGGCCAUAUCAGUGGCAAAUAUGCCCGACACAGAAGUGCUUUGAGUUGCCCUUUGGCCAGAAAGAGGCGCUUACAGGAAGCAGAGUCAGAGCAAACUGCUUCCAAGAGGAAAUCUCACCCGUUAAAGCUGACGAUGGAUGAAGGAUUCAAUGCAGAGAGUGAGGGGAGCGGAGAGGAGACGGAGUUGAGGGAAGAAGAGGAGGAGGAUGAAGAACAGGUGAAACAGAAACCCAGUGAUCAAGGACGUGUUGAAGAGGAGCAAGUGAAACAGAACACAGUGACCGCCAAUACAGAGGAGGAGGAUGGUGAUGAAGAAGAAAGAGAUACUGUUUUAGGACGACAUGAGGAGGAGUGCAUCAUAAUUGAGGCGUCCAGCACAGAGAAGCCCAAGCUCUCAUCCUCUGAGGAUCUCUCUAACUAUCAGCACAUAGUGUCCAACUCAAUGACGCACCUCAACAACCACGGUGCCAUGUCACCCCAACAACAACAGUCCAUCACAGUGGAAACACAAGGUAAAAGCCCUUUUAGGGAACCAGAAGAAGAAGAGAAAGAAGGAAAUGAAACAGAGGAAACAAGGAACCAAGGAGUUCUGAUGUCUAAAGAGAAUGGAGUGAUGAAAGGUGAAGAAGAGGACAUGCACAUUGAGAGUCAGAGGGAGUCAGACCAUCAGUAUUUUACUGAGGAGAUGGAGACACAACACGCCGAAGAAGAAGAAGAUGAUGAUGACGAUGAUGAAGAUGAUGAUGAUGAUGAUGAUGAUGAGGUGUUGAGAUCUGAGAUUAAAAGAGAAGGGACAUACAAGGAAGUUAAGUCUGAAGAGGAAGUGGAGAGAGAAACCAGCCCUUCGGUUGUCACUGCCACUCAGGGAUGUCACGUAAGGGAAGACUAUGUUUCUCACAAACUUACAUUGCCAGAAAGCUACAGCUUUAGUAAAGCUGCCACAGCAUCUCCUGUGAUCAUCGAACUGCAGUCUGAGGAGUCAGAGAGGGAUGCUGACUUGGAAGGUAACGAUGACGAUGGGGAUGACGACAGCUUGUCUCAACGGUCGACGGUCGCGGACGAGUCUGAGAUGUUCGACAUCAUGCGGGGGAACUUGGGGUUGCUGGAGCAGGCCAUUGCUUUGAAAGCCCAACAGGUCAAAGCUCAUCGUGAGCUCAGCCGCAUUCCCGAACACCACCGCUUCUUUCCUCUCGACGACCGCUCCGGCAAACACAUGGAACAUAUCCGCAAGAGCUGCUUCGGAAAAGAGAGCUCUAGAUCAGAGAAGCGAGAGAUCAAAUGCCCAACCCCCGGGUGUGAUGGAACGGGUCACGUGACAGGACUCUAUCCCCACCACCGCAGUCUGUCAGGCUGCCCACACAAAGAUCGGAUCCCUCCAGAGAUUUUGGCCAUGCACGAGAAUGUCUUGAAGUGCCCAACACCAGGCUGCACUGGUCAGGGUCAUGUCAACAGCAACCGAAACACACAUCGCAGUUUGUCCGGAUGUCCCAUCGCUGCUGCCGAAAAACUUUCAAAGACUCACGACAAGCAACACCUGCCCCAGCCCAUGGCCGAGCACAUCAAGGGCAGCCCAAACUCUGACCGUAUUCUCAGGCCCAUGUGUUUUGUGAAGCAGUUGGAGAUUCCUCCGCACGGCAGCUACAGGCCUAGCCUCGUACCCGCCACACCGCGCGCUAAUCUGGCAAAGGAGCUGGAGAAGUACUCCAAGGUGUCCUUCGAUUAUGCAAGCUUCGACGUGCAGGUGUUCGGCAAGCGCAUGCUCGCCCCAAAGAUGCACACCAGCGAAACUUCACCCAAAGCCUUGAAAUCUAAACCUCCAUUCCCCAGGGCCUCCCCCCCAAGUCCCAGCUUGCAUGGUGGUUAUGGAAAAAGCUCCUCCAGCAGCUACGAUUAUUCCCAUGAUGCCGAAGCUGCUCACAUGGCCGCCACUGCAAUCCUCAACCUGUCCACACGCUGCUGGGAGAGACCAGAGAACCUCAGCAUCAGACACCAAGAUAAGAGUAUGGAAAUUGAGGUGGAUGAGAAUGGCACCUUGGACUUAAGCAUGAAGAAGCCCAUAAAGAGAGAAACGGGCAUGUCUUGUGCCAGCCCUGAAGUGCGUUCCCCUGAUCUGUCUUCAUCAUCUUCAUCAUCAUCCACAUCUUUUCACCAUGGCAACAGCAGCAUCUCACCCCACUCUUUACACACCCACAAACAAGAAGAGUGGGAGGGGCCUCUGGACUACACCAAACCCAAUCGGCAGAGAGAAGAGGAGUUAGAAGAGAUGGACCACAGCACUCAGUCAUUCGCCUCUUCUGACCCUGAGGAUUGUGACAUGAUGCAGGACAGCCUUGAGGACAGGAAGUACCCCGGAGAGGUCACAACCCCCAGCUUUAAGGUCAGGUUCCAGCCUAAGGACAACAAGAAAGAGGUCUUGCUGUGUCCCACUCCGGGCUGUGACGGCAGCGGACACAUCACCGGAAACUAUGCAUCGCAUCGCAGAUGUCCAACUCCAGGAUGUGAUGGUUCAGGCCAUAUCACUGGUAACUACGCAUCUCACAGAAGUUUGUCUGGGUGUCCACGGGCCAAGAAAGGUGGAAUAAAAACAACUCCCAUCAAGGACGACAAGGAGGACUCCGAGCUCUUAAAAUGCCCAGUGCCGGGUUGUGACAGCCUAGGUCACAUCAGUGGGAAGUAUGCCACUCACCGCAGUGCGUAUGGAUGCCCAUUGGCUGCCAGGCGACAGAAGGAGGGUUUGCUGAAUGGGUCUCCGUUCUCAUGGAAGGCCUUUAAGACAGAAGGCCCAACCUGUCCCACACCAGGAUGUGACGGAUCAGGACACGCCAACGGCAGCUUCCUCACACACCGCAGUCUCUCAGGCUGCCCCAGAGCCUCCCUCAACAAGAAGAAAGCCAAGUUCCCUGGAGAAGAGUAUCUCAGCACUAAGUUCAGAGCCAGUGAUGUGUUAGACAAUGACGAAGACAUCAAGCAACUCAAUAAAGAAAUCAGCGAGCUCAAUGAAUCCAACAAUGAGAUGGAGGCAGAUAUGGUCAACCUUCAAACACAGAUUACAUCCAUGGAAAAGAACCUGAAAAACAUCGAACAGGAGAAUAAGGUGAUUGAAGAACAGAAUGAGGCAUUGUUUAUGGAGCUGUCUGGACUCAGUCAAGCUCUUAUACGGAGUUUGGCCAACAUCCGUCUGCCUCACAUGCAGGAGCCAAUCACAGAGCAGAAUUUUGAGAGCUACGUGAGCACCCUGACCGACAUGUACACCAAUAAGGACUGCUACCAAAACCCAGAGAACAAGGCCCUUCUGGAGACCAUCAACAAGGCAGUGAAAGGCAUUAAGGUCUGACUAAGCCAAAAGACGAGGAUGAGAAGCAGAAGCGUGGAAUAGAAAUAGAAACGUGGAGCCAUUGAGAAGAGCAUACAAAUGACACACAAAAAGGGCAUUCAGGUUUUUUGAACAACAAUCUAAACCUUCAUCCCAGGGAGCAUUCUGUGAGUUCAAAAAGAGGUAUAUAAUAUAUAAUACUGUGAGGACCAAAAUCCACAAAAGCUGCUGGAUUGGAAGGCGAAGACGGAACCAAAUCCUUUAUUUACGGAGGAAAGGAGAGACACAAGCAUAGUUUUCUUUACAGUUUUAGUUGUUUUACAUUCAAACAGUGGGAAGUUUGGGAAGAAGAGGAAGCUGGGAAUAGAACAUCCAGAAGAUGUGCAGCCCUGGCUUUAGGCGAAAGAGAGUCUUUUACUCAUUUGUGAGGACGCUGCUCCUCUGAAAACAACAAAAGUGACGCUCCAAAUACAAGUGAUCCCUACGUGAGCCCCAGCAGAACAGACAUAUGUAGUGUUUGCUCCUCUUUCCUUCUUUUCCAGAAGAAAACCGAAGCGUUUUUGGGUCGUGGUGAAAUGAGAGAAUGGUGUAUUAGCAUACAAAGUGAGUGAAAUGCGUGUGCAACCUUAUCAGUGCCAUGCGGUUGACUCUGUAAAUUUCACCUGUUGAAACACUACUUUAUCUUGGCAGCCAUUUUUUUUGUUUAUUGGUUUGUUUUGUUUUAGAGCUACAGGCAGGAGCAUUAGCUUGCUUUCAUUUAUUUGUAGUACUUACACUGUAGGAAUAUAUACCCAGCAUAGUCUAAUCUCGUACAUAUGAACAAUGAGUUGCACUUCAUUUCAGUCCAUUCAACAUCAGACAAGAUGUUGGAUUGUCACUGAACUAUAUAAAUUAUACAAAACUUGUCCAGACACUGCUGUAAUUUAUUAAUAUUUUGUUAUAAUUAAAUUUUAACUGUAUUAUUUAUUUGAAUUCACCUAUUUAAAUAUCCACAGCCCUUCUGUUUAUAAAAGGUCAUGAAAAUGUGACAAGAAACUUGCCACAUCAAUAUUUGGAAAGAGAAAAAGAAAUGUACAACUGAUUUUUAUAUCUUCAUUUCAUUUGACAGUAGAGUUUUUAAACAUUUUUUAAGUGCAAAUAUUUUUAACCAACGUUUUGAUAAUUUUGUACAUUUUCUUUCUCUUUCUCUCUACCUGUAUAUCUAUUUCUAUUUGCAUUUGUUUUCCCGAGUUUCCAACACAGCUGAAGGAGAAGUAUCAUCUCUAUUUAUUAUUUAUUUAAUAUUUAUGAUGAAAUUAUGAACUGUGAUACGGUUGUAAUGUAUAUUUAUUUUGUAACGUCUCGGUGUGUUUGUGAAGUCAUAGUAGCUUGAAGAAACUUUGGCGAUAUAAAAAAAAUAAAAUAAAGACAAAAAACAUGUUUUGGACUACAGAAUAAAACAUGAUGAUUAUCAAGGUUUUCCUUAUACCAGCAUUACUUCCUAUAGGAAUGUAAAGAGGGGAAAAAAGCAAUUCCAGUACUGUGGAACCUACAGCUUUGACUCUUACCCUGUCCAUUUCGACAGGAGGAAGACGUUCCUCUGGAUCCUCUUGUGUUUGUUUUUUCUUUUUUUCCUUUAUACCUCCUCAAGCUCUCAGUAGUGGCCAAAAACUGUUUCCCCUGAACAACCCUAAUGAAUAGCAAAUGGAUUAUUUUUGCUUUCUUGCUAAACUUAUCUUUGUCGGACCAUGGGAAGCGGCGGUCAUUUUUGCGGCGGAGCACAGAAGACGAAUACCAACCAUCCUGACAGAAACUCUUGAACCACAAUGCCCUUACUCGACUAGUAUCAGACAAACAUAUACCCAUGUAGCCUUAUACUAGAUUUUUAUUUCUUCGAUGCACAAAGUGCCACUGACCUGUGCUUUCGUUACCGACUCCGCCCAUUCAGCAACCACACUACCCUCGGGUCAUGUGACCGUGGCAUAAGUGGGGAUUGUUACAGAUGCCUUUAGUCCUUUGCCGUGAUGGCCAUACCUACACAAUAUAUUCAUUCUGUAUUUAAAAGGAAAAAAAAAGACGACAAAAAAACUAUAUAUAUAGUAUAUAAACAUACAUAUAUUUUUACAGUGUAAUUGUUAACUCUUUUUCUCUUAUGAUAGCUAAACAAAAACAAUAUCUUUCCAAAAGCUGUGAGUACUACUACUGAUAGAAGACUAAAUAAUAUAAAAAAGACGGACCCAGUUUACUGUGGUUGCAGGAUACGAUGUGUUUUAUGAUAUGUAAACAUCCGUUUCUAAAGCGAAGAAUACGAGGAUGUUUGUAGAGUUUCCUAUUUUCUGGUCCAAACUCGCUGGGCCUCUGUAUGUAAGUCAGCUGCAUUAAUGGGACAGUGGUUAACAGAUUAGUCUUAGGCUAUAAUCGUUUAGACGCAUUGUACUGUGCUGAAAGUUCUCCUCGGUGGAUCUGUCUUUAAUAUUGUAUGGUGUUGUGCAGUUCUGGUGGGACACGCCACACUUAGAUACGCGUGUAAAAUGCCAAUCAUCGCAAUGACAUCUGUAUGACUCAUAAUAGCAAGUUGUGAAAUGAACAUUGUGCCUCUAUUCAGCCGGUCGUUUUGUUAAGUAGUACACAGCGCUCAUGUUGUUCAUUUGCUAUCAAGGCAGCAAUAUUGUGAUGGACCGAACAUGUGUGCACUUUUCAGAAAUCUUGAAUGCCAACUAAUGACCUUUCAACCAAAAGGUUUUUCUUUAUGUGCACUCGGGUGUGUGGGUGUAUGUUAGUGGGUUAUUUUUCAUUUGAAAAAAAGGUACAAAUGGCUAACAGACAACGGUUGAUUGCACCAACAG
Molecule: messenger RNA, 6465 nt
Organism: Carassius auratus (goldfish)
Lineage: Eukaryota; Metazoa; Chordata; Actinopteri; Cypriniformes; Cyprinidae
Gene: myt1b
Product: myelin transcription factor 1b
Exons: 23
Coding region: 89-3661 (1190 amino acids)
Biological process (GO): regulation of transcription by RNA polymerase II
Cellular component (GO): nucleus
Molecular function (GO): zinc ion binding; RNA polymerase II cis-regulatory region sequence-specific DNA binding; DNA-binding transcription factor activity, RNA polymerase II-specific
Source: RefSeq, a predicted model, not a curated record